Molecule: messenger RNA, 1209 nt
Organism: Necator americanus (New World hookworm)
Lineage: Eukaryota; Metazoa; Nematoda; Chromadorea; Rhabditida; Ancylostomatidae
Exons: 3
Coding region: 1-1209 (402 amino acids)
Biological process (GO): chromatin remodeling
Cellular component (GO): nucleus
Molecular function (GO): catalytic activity
Source: RefSeq, a predicted model, not a curated record
AUGGAGAGGAAGCAAAUGGACUGGCGAAGAGAUCUGAGCAGAAGAUCUUCUUUUAUCGCUUCUCUGCAACGCCUCGCGAGGUCUACCGUUGGGCGACGACCUGUGGUGAAAGCUAAGCUCGCCGUGGCAUGGCUGCUUAGUUUGGGGAAAAGUCUUUCUGCCACUUCAGCAGAUACACUGCCUCAGUACCCUGCACACUGGGCCCUGCCGUCUCAGACGUCGGACGGUAAGGCGACCGGCGACACACGCACGACUCGCCAUGGAGACUGUCUCAGACUGUAUAUUUACAACGCGAGAACAGUUUCCACAGACGCUGACCUGCAUGCCCUUCUCGGAGCUGCAGAGCGUAUCAAAUUUCACGUGAUUGCUCUGCAGGAGACCAAGUGCAGAAGGAGCGACGUACGACAGAUGAAUGACGGUACACUCGUCAUUCGUGGAGAGAAGGUUCCGUCGCGAAACGUAGGCGGUGUUGGUUUUGUUGUGCACCCAUCUGUCGUCCAUCUUGUCGAUUCUCACGAGAUCCUGUCACCUCGUUUGGCCAUUCUUCGCCUCCGCCCUCUGCGCCAAAAACCCAUCAGUAUCAUCAACUGCUACUCACCAACAUCAGCAGCUGAUGAUUCCGAAUUGGACGCGUUUUACGAGGAGCUGGAGGAAGUAGUCCGCAAUGAGAAGUCCUUCUACAAAUUCGUUGUCAGAGUCUUCAACGCAAAACUAGGAAAGGCCACAGAAGAGGAAUACAGGAUUGGAAGAUUUGGAUUAGGGGAUCGGAAUGAAAAUGGCAAUCGUCUCGCCGGGCUGUUGUCCGCCGCUCGCCUCUUUCAUGGGAACUCUCUUUUCAUGAAAAAAAAUCAUCGUCGGUGGACAUGGGAAUCGCCCAAUGGCGCGACUCGUGCGGAGAUCGACCACAUACUCACCAACCGGAGGUGGUGUCUACUUGACUUCUCAGUAGCACCAUCCUUUUGUAGUGGUUCUGAUCACCGUCUCCUUCGUGCAAAAAUACGACUUAGCAACACGAUGGAAAAGAACAUCUGCUAUCGGCAAAGAAGGGGAAAAGAAGUUGUCUACAACGAUUGCAUACUCGAGUACUCCUUGUUCCAAGGUGACUGGCACAUCGAGGAGGACCCAAACGUGGACUACGAGAUGUUGCUCAGAGGAUUACGAGCUUGUGCUGAACGUGCCUCGAAGCCGCGCACGACAAACUUGGAUUGA